Messenger RNA from Achroia grisella, 2662 nucleotides. RefSeq names its product polycomb group RING finger protein 3 (gene l(3)73Ah). Gene Ontology annotation, cellular component: PRC1 complex. Gene Ontology annotation, biological process: regulation of transcription by RNA polymerase II. The coding region runs from base 101 to 778 and encodes 225 amino acids. Lineage: Eukaryota; Metazoa; Arthropoda; Insecta; Lepidoptera; Pyralidae. The transcript is spliced from 5 exons. The record is from RefSeq and is a predicted model, not a curated record.
UGAGUUGACUGAUCGUAGAUUAUUUUAUGUUCUAAUUAAUUUGUUUUUAAUAAGUUUUCAAUUGUUAACCUAAUGUUUUUGCUUUAGUCAUAAUUUUAGGAUGACAAUGGAAAGAAGAAUUAAGUUAAAGACUUUAAACAGUCACAUUACGUGCAAGAUAUGUCGCGGUUAUUUCAUUGACGCUACCACGGUUACGGAAUGUCUUCAUACGUUCUGCAAAAGUUGCCUAGUAAAACAUUUAGAAGAAAACAACACUUGUCCAACAUGCAAGAUUGUCAUCCACCAAUCUCACCCAUUACAGUAUAUAAGUUUCGAUCGAACCAUGCAAGAUAUUGUUUACAAACUGGUCCCCGACUUGCAAGACAAUGAAAUGAAACGGGAGCGUGACUUCUAUCGAGCAAGGAACCUGCCAUGCCCCAAGGAUGCGGCUCUCGCUGCCGACAAACCAGGGGCUGGAGAUGAACAAGAGCAGCCUGAUAACACAGAUUGUCAUAGAAAGGAUGAACAGGUGAAUGUGUGUCUAGAAUGUAUAUCAUCAUCGCUGCGUACACUGAAGCGUAGCUUUAUCAGGUGUUCAGCCCAGGCAACCAUCACACACCUUAAAAAAUUUGUAGCCAAGAAAGUAUUAACUGGAAUGGAGAAGUAUAGAGAAAUUGAUAUAUUAUGCAAUGAUGAAUUAUUAGGCAAGGACCAUACACUAAAGUUUGUAUAUGUAACACGAUGGAGAUUUCGGGAUCCGCCCUUACGACUGCAGUAUAGACCUAAAAUAGAUUUGUAAAUAGGAUUUAUAAAAUAAUAAUAGUAACAAGUUUUUAUAUCUAUCAGAAUAUAUUUAAUACAAUCACUACAGGAGCUGGCCGGCUAUACGACACAAGACUAGUAGUCAGUAGGGAUGUGAAAUUCUGUUUAAAAAUCGAUUAUUAAUUAAUCGAUCUUUUUUGUAAUAAAUCGGUAAAUAAUCGGUUGAGGGAACCUGAGAGGGAGUUGAGGCCGCCUUUAUGCAGCACGUCCAGCCUAAAAUUAUGAUUAAUCGGUUAUUUUUCCAGUUUUUAGAGUUUUCUUGUAUUCUUUUGACUGGUUAUUUUUAGACCACUAGAAUGAAAAAAAAAAUUUAAAUAAUCUAUUAUAAAUUAAUUGGAUUAUAAAAUUUAUUACUUAAUCGAUUUUAUAUUAAAUAGUAAUCGAAUUUUCCAUAACAGAUUAUUUUUUAUCACAUCCCUAAUAGCCAGCACAUAUCAUAGUCAAGAUUGUUAGUCAGAAAUGUUAACAAAUAAAUAUAAAUCCACUUUUCGACAAAUUAUUUAGAUUGUAAUAAAUUAGUCCAACCUUAAGGACUAGUUUAAUAAUUGCAGAGAACUGCUAUGAUUAAAAUAAUUAAAAUGUUAUUACACUGGUGAUAUGGCAAUGUAAUAAUGUUAAAGACAUCUUAAUGUUAAAGUUAAUUAAACAAUAUUUCUGACUAACAACACUUUCAUAUAAUGUCCAAUUUCCCCGGGUAUUAGUGAUAUUUACCAACAUUCUAUGCUAUUUGAGGGCAAGACUGUAUUAGAAUCUAAUAAAAUUAUAGUGAAUAUCUAAUAUUAUCCAGCGCACUCCCACUACAUUGUGUGAACCAUGUGCACAGUAAGGCACUUGUUUUAUUCAUGCAGUUAGAAUUAUAAUUGUUGUGAUGUUGGAUGGUGGAUGAAUUGGAUGGAAUUAAAACAAAAUUCAAUAAACUUUAAUUAUUACUACUUAAAGUUUAUUGAAUUGCUAAAACUAUAAUAAUUUAAUUGAUUUGGUUAAAUAUCUCUAUGUAUUCAAGUUUAAAUCUUUUAAGUGCAUACAGUCUCCCUUAUAAGAAGUAAUAUGACCUCAGCAUAGUUUGUUAAAUGGGCAAUUACCAAAAAUAGGCUUUCCAUUAAGCAAUUUACGUCACUGAUUUAAAAAUGAACAUUAAAAAAUGACAAAAAAAUAUUUUAAGAGCCAUACACAUAUAACGGCACCGUACUAGCAAUACUAGUUAAUUUCUCAAAUUGGUUCAGGCUAAAUGUCGGCCACAAAAUUCAGACAAAUGUUUACUUUUGUCUUAAACAAAAACUGUCUACCAAACUCUACUAAAGUAUUAUGAGGAAAAAAUAUUAGUAAGAAAAGUUCCUAUACGAUUAUGAAAUAAAGAAAUAUUAUUAAAGUAUUCUCAGUACUUUGAGACAAUUUAAUAAAGUCUACAAUGACAUCAGUAAGUUAAAAAAAUAAUAUAGUUUGACAAUCAUGCUUUUGGUAGUUUAGUAUAAAUAAAUACACUCGCAAGUGUAUUUUUUUUAUAUUAAACAUAGUACCCCGAUUUCACUUGUUUAUACAUAGUUACUUUUUGUCGGUGUCAAGACUAAGUUUGUUCUGUUGACUUUUGACAUACUAAAUGUUAGUCUAAAACUCAUAAGCAAAAGUUAUCGACGAGCCUGUAUAACGGUAAAUUUCUUAGUGGAAAGCCUUAAGAAUACUAUAUUUUAUUGUUCUAAGUGUAAUUUGAAAUGAUCAGUCAAUUUAAUAUUUAUUGUUAGUAUACUUUCACUGCCUCAACAAUUUCCUUACAACAAUCCAUUUCUAUAUGAGUCCUAUUCCAAGGCUUCUCCAAGAAACCUUCCUUCCCAAGAAUCCUUUAGCAAUAUACUGCAGUCAUCCU